CCCGGGCAGAAGCUGAGCACCCUGCGCCCGCGGAGCCCCCGUUGGCCUGGGGGGGCUGAGGGACUGAGCCCCCCAGAGCAGGACCUCCCCCUGGAAGGGCCGCGCCGCAGCCCGUGGGAGGGCCUCGCCCCCGGCGCUCCCCAUCUCCACUCGCUGCUGUCCCGGCCUCCGCCGGAGGGAGGGGCCGAGCGCCCUCGGGGGGCCGUGGACCCCGGCGUUCUGAGCGUUCCGCGCCCCGCGCCGCCCGGCCCCCCCGCCGCCGAUGGCCGCCGACCCGCCGGGAGCUGCCGAGAAGGGAGAGAUGGCUCCCGGGACACGUGUGAGCCCUCGGCGUUGCUGACGCCCCCAAUGUCGUCGAGCAGCCGGGGGCCGGGGGCCGGAGCGCGCCGACGCCGAACCCGCUGCCGCCGCUGCCGGGCCUGUGUGCGAACUGAGUGCGGGGACUGCCACUUCUGCCGAGACAUGAAGAAGUUUGGGGGGCCCGGGCGCAUGAAGCAGUCGUGCCUGCUCCGGCAGUGCACUGCGCCCGUGCUCCCACACACAGCUGUAUGCCUCUUGUGUGGGGAGGCAGGGAAGGAGGAUACAGUGGAGGGAGAGGAAGAGAAAUUUGGUUUGAGCCUCAUGGAGUGUACAAUUUGCAACGAGAUCGUCCACCCUGGCUGCCUGAAGAUGGGAAAGGCUGAGGGUGUUAUCAAUUCCGAGAUUCCCAACUGCUGGGAGUGCCCCCGAUGUACCCAGGAAGGGCGGACAAGCAAGGAUGCAGGUGAGGGUGCAGGGCGCCGCAGGGCUGACAAUGGUGAGGAAGGCGCUAACCUAGGGGGUGGAUGGAAGCUGACAGAGGAGCCGCCACCGCCACCACCCCUGCCCAGAAGAAAGGGACCCUUACCUGCUGGCCCUCCCCCUGACGAUGUGCCUGGGCCCCCCAAACGGAAGGAGAGGGAGGCGGGGAAUGAGCCCCCCACCCCAAGGAAAAAGGUGAAAGGAGGCCGAGAGAGGCACCUGAAGAAGGUGGGUGGAGACGCCUGCCUCCUCCGAGCAGCGGACCCGGGCAGCCCCGGCCUUCUGCCCCCCAGGGUUCUGAAUCCGAGCCAGGCCUUCUCAUCCUGCCACCCUGGGCUCCCUCCCGAGAGCUGGGAGAAACCAAAGCCACCCAUGGCCUCUGCUGAGGGCCCAGCAGUGCCAUCGCCAUCACCACAGAGGGAGAAGUUGGAGCGUUUUAAGCGUAUGUGCCAGCUGCUGGAGCGGGUGCCUGAUACCUCCUCUUCCUCCUCGGACUCAGACUCGGACUCAGACUCAUCUGGCACUUCGCUUAGCGAGGAGGAAGCUCCUGGGGAGGCCCGCAAUGGGCGGCGGCCAGCCCGUGGCAGCUCUGGCGAGAAGGAGAACCGUGGGGGGCGGCGGGCUAUACGCCCUGGCAGUGGGGGACCACUGCUCAGCUGGCCUCUAGGUCCUGCCCCCCCACCACGGCCUCCACAGUUGGAGCGGCACGUGGUACGGCCCCCCCCUCGAAGCCCCGAGCCUGACACUCUGCCUUUGGCUGCUGGAUCCGACCACCCCCUGCCUCGGGCUGCCUGGCUUCGUGUCUUCCAGCACCUCGGACCCCGAGAGCUGUGUGUCUGCAUGCGAGUCUGCCGGACUUGGAGCCGCUGGUGCUAUGACAAGCGUCUGUGGCCGAGGAUGGACCUAAGCAGGAGGAAGUCACUGACCCCACCUAUGCUUAGCGGGGUUGUUCGCCGCCAGCCUCGUGCUCUGGACCUCAGCUGGACAGGUGUUUCCAAAAAGCAGCUCAUGUGGCUUCUGAACCGACUGCAAGGCCUGCAGGAGCUGGUGCUUUCCGGGUGCUCCUGGCUCUCCGUCUCUGCCCUGGGCUCAGCCCCACUGCCCGCACUGCGGCUCUUGGACCUCCGCUGGAUUGAAGAUGUCAAAGACUCCCAGCUUCGUGAGCUGCUGCUGCCUCCACCCGACACUAAACCAGGGCAAACAGAGAGCCGCGGUCGUCUGCAGGGGGUGGCCGAGCUCCGCCUGGCAGGCCUGGAGCUCACUGAUGCCUCUCUGAGGCUCCUGCUGCGCCAUGCUCCCCAGCUCAGUGCCCUGGACUUGAGUCACUGCGCCCAUGUCGGGGACCCAAGUGUGCACCUCCUCACGGCUCCCACUUCCCCUCUCCGAGAGACACUGGUGCACCUCAAUCUUGCUGGAUGCCACCGCCUCACGGACCACUGCCUUCCACUGUUCCGCCGCUGCCCACGUCUUCGCCGCCUGGACCUGCGCUCCUGCCGCCAGCUCUCACCUGAAGCUUGUGCCCGGUUGGCAGCUGCUGGGCCCCCUGGCCCCUUUCGCUGCCCAGAAGAGAAACUACUUCUCAAGGACAGCUAGUUGGGUGCUUGUGCUCCCUUCCCCCAGGACUCACCGAGAGCACCUGGACCGCUGGCCUUCACUUCACGCCCUGUUGGGAGGCCGGGUUACUUUUCUUGGUGACUUGGCACUCCUCCAAGUUCAAUGACUUGGGGUUCCUGCGGGCACUUGAGCCAGCCUUCCCCUCUCCCACCUGCACUGAUAUCUCUGGGGGUCUUCGCUUCCCAUCUCUCCCUUUCACCUGCUUCAUUGUCCGUCUCCUUGGGGGAGGUGCUGAGCCAAAGGGAUGGUGGGAGGGCGGGGACGGUGGAGUCUUGAGUGGAAGAACGAGGGGAUGGUGUCUUGCACAGGAUACUGGGAGCCAGGGGCUGGGGAGGUGAAGAAUGGGUGUGGGGGGGCAGAAAGCAGACCAACAAGGGUUCAGGGAACAAAGACCAGUUGGGUGGGAUGGGGGGCCAAAAAGGGAAACCAGAGGAGCAAUUGGGGAUCCAGGUAUCAUAUCAGAUGGGGGGCUCUAGAAGCCAGGGAACGCCAGGACUGGGGGCUGGGAGAGGAGCAGAUGGUGGGGUAGUACCCCUCGGUGGGGUUACCCCUCUCCUGUGUUUCCACCCAUCCAGAUUUCAGUUCUUUCCCGCACCCUGACUCCUUGAACGUCACUGAAAAUGGCAGCUAUUGCAAGGAGCGGUGGCCACGGGUCUGCCUGUUCAGCCCGUGGCCCAGGGGAGUGGUGAGGGGCAGCCCGGACCCCUGCCUGGCUCUCCAUCCACACAAUACUUGAACAUUCAUCUGUACUGAAGUGUUACUUGAACCGGGGGAACCUCGGACCUGGGGGAGUGUGAUGUGAGGGACCGGCUGACCAAUCCUGGGCUGGUGGGUGCCCAGUUUGGACUGUCCCACCCCCAGCUCAAUUGCUUUACUGUCUUGAACAGCUCCACUCCUCCGACCUGAGUUCAGGGUGGGGGAUGUCAGCUUAAAGAUGGGCAAGAUGGGACUUCUCCA
This is a messenger RNA of Peromyscus eremicus (cactus mouse), 3351 nucleotides long. RefSeq names its product F-box and leucine rich repeat protein 19 (gene Fbxl19). The record is from RefSeq and is a predicted model, not a curated record. NCBI's taxonomy places the organism in Eukaryota, Metazoa, Chordata, Mammalia, Rodentia, Cricetidae. Bases 349 to 2373 code for a protein of 674 amino acids. Gene Ontology annotation, molecular function: histone demethylase activity; transcription coregulator activity; DNA binding. Gene Ontology annotation, biological process: protein demethylation; regulation of transcription by RNA polymerase II. The transcript has 11 exons.